UUAUUUUUUAAAUUCUUAAUAAAGUUGUAAAGCAUCUUGUGUUAAUUAGAAGGAGCACCUUUAUAAUUUCACAUUAUUAUUUUUCACAUUGUCGUGAUUACUACCAAAGCCUUAUGUGCACUGAAGAGUCUUGGUCUUAUAUAACAUUGUUAUAGCCUGGGUGACUGUCAUGACUCAUUAGGAAUUAUAUUGUUGGCCUAUUCUAGUUUCUCAUAAAUAAAUCGAGAUUUAAGACAUCAGUUAAAAGUCUGCAGCACUUAAUCGAGUCGUUUAUAAUUUUCAGUCGGUGCGCGAGGCUGUGCCGUCAGUGGGGCCAAUUUUACAGGAGUAACGUGUGACGACUGACGCUGCAGGGCACCUGUAAACCAGGUUAACGAGCAAACAACGCGGGCUAAGAGAAACGCACCGUUUGAAACAGCACCGCCGGGGAUGGAGCUGCGGUGUUUGCGGUCCAGUACGCGGCCCCUUUAAGAUUUAGGACUUGGGAGUGACGCGGAUAUGAAAGCUAGUUUAUCCCUCUCUCCUUCGCUAUGAAAGAUAUUUGAACAAACUAGACAAGCGACUGCAAGCUCCGGUUAAUCAGCUGAUUAUGAUGCCGGUUUGCAUUAUUUUGUAGGAGGUGUUGAGACCGGAGUGCGUAGUGGUUGCGACCGAUUUGUCACCGUAUACUUUUUCGGGCCGUCCUCCUCCUCCUCCUCCUCCUCCUCCGAGGUGCUGGGAUAACUUUGGAGAAGUUCUUUGUAUUCGGGAUAGUCACACAGCUUGGCCCACAAGCUGAACAUGGACUGGGGCACAGAGCUUUGGGACCAAUAUGACAUCAUUGAGAAGCAUACACAGUCCGGCCUGGAGCUGGUGGAGAAGUAUGUGAAAUUUGUGAAGGAGAGGACAGAGAUUGAGCAGAACUAUGCCAAACAACUGAGGAACCUUUCCAAGAAAUAUAACUUAAAACGAAGCAGCAAAGAUGAACCAGAGUGCAGGUUGUCCAGCUACCAGUCUUUUUUGGACAUCCUGAAUGAGAUGAAUGACUAUGCGGGCCAGAGGGAGCUAAUUGCAGAGAACAUGAUGAUGAGCAUUUGCAUCGAUCUUACCAAGUACCUGCAAGAGCUCAAGCAGGAACGAAAGACGUAUCUGAUGGAGGCCAAGAAGGCCCAGCAGAGUUUGGAGAGCACCUACAAGCAGCUCGACAGUAGUAAAAAGCGCUUUGAGAGGGAAUGGAGAGAAGCAGAGCGUGCAGCGCAGUACGCCGAGAAGACCGAUCAAGAUAUCAAUGCCACAAAAGCAGACGUUGAAAAAGCCAAGCAGCAGGCUCACAUGAGAGCACACAUAGCGGAAGAGUGUAAGAACGACUACGCUGCUCAGCUUCAGAAGUACAACAAGGAGCAGAACCAGUUCUAUUUUAAUGAUAUGCCACUCAUUUUCAAUAAAUUGCAGGAUCUGGAUGAGAGGCGAGUACGGAAGCUGGCGCAAGGCUACAUCUUGUUCUCCGACACAGAGAAGCAUGUGAUGCCUAUCAUCGGCAAGUGCCUGGAAGGCAUUACUAAAGCCGGCACAAAUGUUAACGACAGGAAUGACUCCAUGGUUGUAAUAGAGCAGAACAAGUCAGGCUUCGAACGUCCUGGAGACGUGGAAUUUGAGGACUACAGUCAGGGCAUCAACAGAGCCUCAUCUGACAGUAGCUUGGGCACACCUAAAGGCCCUAUGGACCUUCUGGGAAAGAACAGGAGUAAAAAUUUUUGGCUUUUCAGCAAAAGGAGUAAGCUCUCUCCCUCCACACUCCCACCUUUCUCCACACCCCCUGCCCCCUCGCCCGCUAACGGACCCCCUUCCCCCAAGUUUGGCCGGGACCCCCUGUCGUAUUGUUUGAAGGAGAUCAAUAAGACAGUCAAACCCAGAAUCUCUUCAUUCCGGACACUCAGGAGAUCGAAGUUUACUCCAGAGAGGAUCACGCCUACGGUGACAGAGGACUUCGCCCAUCUUCCACCAGAGCAGCGCAGAAAGAGGUUACAACAGAAACUGGAGGAAAUUUGCAAAGAGCUGCAAAAGGAAGUAGAUCAGAGUGAGGCCCUGGGGAAGAUGAAAGAUGUUUAUGAGAAAAAUCCUCAGAUGGGAGACCCUGCUAGUCUGGCAUCCCAAAUCAGCCAGACAUCCCAGAAUAUAGAGCGGCUUCGAGGAGAGCUCAACAAGUACGAGACUUGGCUUGCAGAGGCAGGAGGCCGAGGGGACACACUGCGCUACAAAUCUCACACUUUCAACAACAACGGAGCCCAUGAUGUUCACAGCCCCGAUGGAGCUCACUCUGAUGAAAGCACUCCAGAUCCCUCCCAGGCCAUCUACGCCGAGUUUGAUGAUGACUUUGAGGACGAGGAACUAGCUGCUCCGAUUGGGAAAUGCACAGCCAUGUACAACUUUCCGGGUGCCAGUGAAGGCACCAUCUCUAUGCAGGAGGGGGAGGUGCUGGCAGUGGUAGAGGAGGACAAAGGGGAUGGCUGGACCCGAGUCCGUAGGAACAAUGGGGACGAAGGCUACAUACCUACAUCUUAUGUCACCAUCUCCCUAAACAAAUGACGGACGAGUGAGGAACAAGAGAGGGAGAAACGACAUCUUCAAAAACUGUAUGCAGUUCUUCCAAUGGGUCCAAUCAAAAAGAAGCGACAGCAGGAGGACCACUGGUCUAUCCAGAGGGAGAUCCAAAUGAGGUGCUUUGAUUUCUUGAGAGAAGUUCCCCAUAUGGGCAGAGGAAUGGUGCUGACAGUAUGUUCCCUCACGGCUUAUAUUACAUUAUUGUAAUCUCAGUUACCCAAGUCACUCAAAUCACAAGCUUAUUUUACUUUCUGAUAUCAUGUCACAAAUUUGUUUCUUUUUCGGUUUUGGUUAAAAAGUGUUUCAUGCAUGGAUCUUAGGCAGCAUCUUGGUACGAGUGCUUGCCUUGUUAAACAGCCGGAUCAGGCAUUACCUUCUGAACAUGAGACAGAAGAAGUAGAGAAGAAGGAGGAAGAUGAGUACUGCUGCCAUCUUUACACUGACUGUCAAUACCAGUAAUAGGAAAUUACCUCACCUGUUUACCUUUUUAAAAACUGACCAAUGGCAGUCCACUCCACCGCUGAACCUUGUACAUAUGACCUGUUGCAGUCCUCUUUACUAGCACUUGUGAAGAUGUAUGGCACCGUCACUUUGCUCAUGGUAGGACUUGAGUGUCCUUGGGGGAUGAAUGAGGUUUGGGGAGAGAAAACUUCACUCUUGGUUUUCAGCAAUUUUUUAAGACCAUAGGUGAAGACAGCUCUCUUGGCAUGGAAAAUCAGAUGCACACAACCGUACAAACACUUCAAUAUUCCGACAAUCACUGUCAUCUCAAGUUCAUUUUCAAACUUUAGCAGUAACAAUGAUAUAGCUGUUAUUUUCUGAUAGUUACAACCUGAAAAUUGUACUAAGAAUAAUUUAUUACAAAGGUGUAUGUUCUAUAAAUAAAAUUUUCGAGUUUGACAGAAGUUGUACUUUGUAUUAAGGAUGUUCUCAAGUUGUUCUUUUCCCCUUGCACACAUAGUGGACAGUCUGUAGCCACAAAAGGGAGUAAAUAAUGCACACAUAAAAUGUGCUUCAUUAAGACUAUUAUAUUUAUGUGAUAAAUAAUAUAUACUUUAGCUAUCACAACACCACUAUUGUCUUAUUAGCUUUUUAAAAACUUAAAUAAAGAUUGUUACAAUGUGAAAGAGAACUAAAAGUCUCUAAUUAGGUUGCUAAUAAUAUUUGGAUUUACAUCACACCUCCUCAAGUUGAUCCACUUUCUGUUUCUUUUUUUUUUUAUGUUUUUAUGGAUUCAGCAAGCAAUAACUGCUCUGUUGUCUUUGGUGCCUUUCAGCUUAAAAGCAUUUUGUAUAUAUCAUUUUUGCAUAUAAGAUUUUUUUCAAGACUUAAAAAAUGUAAAACGCAUAACAAAGUUAGAAUUGGUUAUGUCAUUUUUGGACAAAUAAAUAUUUGAAACAAA
Molecule: messenger RNA, 3982 nt
Organism: Scatophagus argus
Lineage: Eukaryota; Metazoa; Chordata; Actinopteri; Scatophagidae
Gene: trip10a
Product: thyroid hormone receptor interactor 10a
Exons: 16
Coding region: 781-2565 (594 amino acids)
Biological process (GO): signal transduction
Molecular function (GO): protein binding
Source: RefSeq, a predicted model, not a curated record